AUGACCGCGAGGCUGGUGCGCGAAGGGCGCGCGCGGCUUCCGCGGAAACGCGGCGGGGCUGUGGGCGCGGCGCGGGCUCCUUUAAGGCCGCCCGCCCGCCCCGCCGUGUGGGCCGGGCUUGGGAGGGGAGGCGAGGCGGCGCCUGGCGCCGGCAGCCCCGAGCGCGCUUCACCUGCCGCGCAGAGCGGCGGCGAGGAGUUCCGGGCGAGAGCCGAGGCGGCGGCGGCGGAGGCAGCCGAGUCGCCGGGCUCGGGGCGGGGGGCCAGGGCCAGCCGGAGGGAAGGAAGGCAGGAAGGCAGGCAGGCAGCCCCGUGGGGCGGGGGCGCUGGGGCUCGCCCAGCCCGGGCUGCGGGGGAAGGCGGCGGCGGCGGCGGCGGAGGAGGAGGACGCGGCGAUGCCGGCGGGCUGGGGGAGCCUGGUGCAGGUGCUCUGGCUCUGCGCCUUCGGGGGGCCGGCGAGGGUGAGUCGGGGCGGCCGGGGAGGGGAGGGUUGCAGCCGGGGCCAGACUCCCGGCGCUUGCCGGCGGGGCUCCGGAGGGGAGAGCGGGGCGGCCGCGCCGCCGCAGCCCGGCUCGGCACGCCCGGAGCCGGGGAAGAGCCCCUGCCCGCCCGCCUGCCCGCCUCUCCGCAUGCGGCGCGGACGGUCCUCCCGCGGCGACGGGGACGCGGGGCUUCGGAGCUCGGAAGCGCCGGGCGGCUUCGCUGCGGAGCCGCGGGCCGGAGGGGGGACACGCGUUCGCGCGCGCACAAUGGGGAUCUUACAGUCCGACCCACUUGUAAGCCGGGCUUCUCGGAAGACGAUUACACGGCUCUGGUUUCCCAAAACAUCGUGGAAGGGCAGAAGUUACUCAAAGUGAAAUUUAGCGACUGCUCAGAGACCAAGGGAAUCCGCUAUGAAACCGACAACUUGGACUUCAAGGUGAGGACCGACGGAACUAUCUACGCCACCCAAGAAAUGCAAAUCCCCUCGGAGCAGACAAGGUUUAUGGUGACGGCAUGGGACCUCCAGGCCUUAGAAAGAUGGGAAACAAUGGUCAGGUUACUGGUGGGAGACAGAUCACAGCACAAGGGACAUAAGAAAGGAAAGAGGAACGCGUCGGCAGACCUCCUCCAGCAACCCGGCGAUGUUCUCCUGCCCUGGCGCCAUCAUCAGAAUUCGCAUGGGCUGAGGCGGCAAAAACGAGACUGGGUCAUCCCGCCGAUCAAUGUGCCCGAAAACUCGAGAGGACCCUUUCCUCAGCAGCUGGUUCGGAUUCGUUCAGAUAAGGACAGUGAGAUUCAUAUACGAUACAGCAUCACUGGAGUGGGGGCUGACCAGCCCCCCAUGGAAGUCUUCAGCAUCGACCCCGUGUCGGGGAGAAUGUACGUGACACGUCCGAUGGAUCGAGAAGAAAGAGCAUCCUACCAUCUUAGAGCCCAUGCAGUAGAUAUGAAUGGAAACAAAGUGGAGAAUCCAAUCGACCUCUACAUUUACGUCAUUGAUAUGAAUGACAACAGGCCCGAGUUCCUCAACCAAGUCUACAAUGGAUCUGUUGACGAAGGAUCCAAACCAGGGACCUACGUGAUGACAGUAACAGCGAAUGAUGCGGACGACAGCACUACAGCCAAUGGGAUGGUGAGAUACCGGAUUGUGACUCAGACCCCACAGAGCCCCUCGCAGAACAUGUUUACCAUUAACAGCGAGACGGGAGACAUCGUCACGGUGGCGGCUGGACUCGACAGAGAGAAAGUUCAGCAGUACACUGUCAUCGUUCAGGCCACAGAUAUGGAAGGAAAUCUUAACUACGGUCUCUCAAACACAGCAACGGCGAUCAUUAUGGUGACAGAUGUGAAUGACAACCCACCCGAAUUCACUGCCAGCACCUAUUCCGGUGAAGUCCCAGAGAACCGAGUGGAAGUUGUGGUCGCUAAUUUGACGGUGAUGGACAGAGAUCAGCCCCAUUCGCCCAACUGGAAUGCUGUUUACCGGAUUAUCAGCGGAGACCCCUCGGGCCAUUUCACCAUCAGGACCGAUCCUGUUACCAAUGAAGGCUUGGUUACGGUUGUGAGGGCGGUCGACUACGAGAUGAACCGGGCUUUUAUGCUGACAGUGAUGGUGUCCAACCAAGCCCCUCUAGCCAGCGGCAUCCAGAUGUCCUUCCAGUCUACAGCCGGGGUCACCAUUUCAGUCACCGAUGUCAACGAGCCACCCUACUUCCCCGCCAACCACAGGCUCAUCAGAUUGGAGGAAGGAGUCCCGACAGGGACAGCGCUGACUACCUUUUCGGCAGUGGAUCCGGAUCGUUUCAUGCAGCAGGCUGUGAGAUACUCCAAGCUGUCAGAUCCUGCAAACUGGCUGAGCAUUAAUGCCACAAAUGGUCAGAUCACCACCACCGCCAUCCUUGAUCGCGAGUCAGCCUAUAUUAAGAACAAUGUCUACGAGGCCACGUUCCUGGCAGCUGACAACGGUAUCCCUCCAGCCAGUGGCACUGGCACACUGCAGAUUUAUCUAAUUGACAUCAACGAUAACGCUCCGGAGCUCCUGCCAAAGGAGGCGCAGAUCUGCGAAAAGCCAAACCUGAAUGUCAUCAACAUCACAGCCGCCGAUGCUGACAUCGAUCCAAACGUUGGACCCUUCGUCUUCGAGCUGCCAAGCGUGCCAUCUGCCAUCAGGAAGAACUGGACCAUUACACGGCUAAACGGUGACUACGCCCAACUCAGCUUACGCAUCACAUACUUGGAAGCUGGCGUAUAUGACGUUCCAAUCAUUGUGACAGAUUCAGGAAACCCUCCUCUGUUCAACAUGUCUAUCGUUAAAGUCAAGGUGUGCCCGUGUGAUGAGAACGGAGACUGUACCACGAUUGGAGCUGUAGCUGCGGCUGGACUGGGAACUGGAGCCAUUAUUGCCAUCUUGAUAUGUAUCAUCAUUUUACUAACCAUGGUGUUGCUCUUUGUGGUGUGGAUGAAACGCCGGGAAAAGGAGCGGCACACGAAACAGCUCCUCAUUGACCCUGAGGACGAUGUGCGGGAUAACAUUCUGAAAUACGACGAAGAAGGAGGGGGAGAAGAAGACCAGGAUUAUGAUUUAAGCCAACUUCAGCAGCCAGAGAGCAUGGAUCAUGUUAUGAACAAGGCAAAUGGAGUCAGACGAGUAGACGAGAGACCAAUUGGCGCUGAGCCCCAAUAUCCUAUAAGGCCUGUAAUCCCCCAUCCUGGGGACAUUGGGGACUUUAUUAAUGAGGGCUUGAGAGCGGCAGAUAACGACCCGACGGCCCCUCCGUACGACUCCCUCCUCGUCUUCGACUACGAGGGCAGUGGUUCCACAGCGGGCUCGGUCAGCUCGCUUAACUCGUCGAGCUCCGGAGACCAAGACUACGACUACCUGAACGACUGGGGGCCCAGGUUCAAGAAACUGGCGGACAUGUAUGGGGGCGGCGAGGAAGACUAAAAUGACCUCACUUUUAUUGUUUUAGUACAAAAAGAGAGAAAAAAAGAGGAAAGCUCUAGUGUUAGAAGAAGAGGAGGAGGAAAGAAGGAAAAGAAACCCAACAAUGAAGAAGAAAAGGGUGAAGAAGCAAGAACUGUAUUGAAGUGACGGCUUCUCUAAUUAUUAUCCCCUGCUGACUGUAUUCCUUUUAGUGGUGAUUUAGAAC
This is a messenger RNA of Euleptes europaea (tarantolino), 3631 nucleotides long. It is a transcript of the gene CDH4, whose product is annotated as cadherin 4. The coding region runs from base 1 to 3426 and encodes 1141 amino acids. The transcript has 16 exons. Lineage: Eukaryota; Metazoa; Chordata; Lepidosauria; Squamata; Sphaerodactylidae. Gene Ontology annotation, biological process: cell-cell junction assembly; adherens junction organization; calcium-dependent cell-cell adhesion. Gene Ontology annotation, molecular function: cadherin binding; calcium ion binding. Gene Ontology annotation, cellular component: plasma membrane; adherens junction; catenin complex. The record is from RefSeq and is a predicted model, not a curated record.